This is a messenger RNA of Polyodon spathula (Mississippi paddlefish), 1422 nucleotides long. RefSeq names its product bestrophin-3-like. The transcript has 9 exons. The record is from RefSeq and is a predicted model, not a curated record. Gene Ontology annotation, molecular function: chloride channel activity. Bases 319 to 1422 code for a protein of 367 amino acids. Lineage: Eukaryota; Metazoa; Chordata; Actinopteri; Acipenseriformes; Polyodontidae.
CGGUAGGGCACGCUUUCAAUGACUGGCUGUACUAAUGGGCACUUGCAAGGAUAAAUAUAGCAAGAGCAGUCUCAGCAAAUGCUUGUGUGUUUGUUCCGUGGUAUGGAUCUGGUGAACCCCUUACUUCAAGCGCGGCCGUUUGACAAACACAGGCAGCUAAAGUGGAGCGAGUGUUUUUAGCACUGGGCUCAGAAGAAUAUAGACGCAAGACUUCGUUUUAAAUGACCUGAGAGGUGUGUUUGUUCAACUUUAGCUUUGUCCCCUCAAGAUGACCGUACUGUGUACAUUAACACAGCAGAAACUCUCUUUCGACUCAAGAUGACCGUGACGUACUCCAGCAAGGUAGCCAAUGCGACGUUCUUCGGGUUUCACAGACUGCUUUUGCGAUGGAGAGGCAGCAUCUAUAAACUGCUGUACCGCGAGUUCCUCGUCUUUGUAGGGCUGUACACCGCGCUGAGUAUCACCUACAGAUUAUUUCUUUCAGAGAAACAAAAACGUUACUUUGAAAAGGCGUCUCUUUACUGCGAUAAAUAUGCUGAGCAAAUCCCAGUAACGUUUGUGCUGGGUUUCUACGUGACGCUGGUGGUGAACCGCUGGUGGAACCAGUUUGUGAACCUGCCCUGGCCGGACCGGCUGAUGUUCCUGGUCUCGGGCAGUGUGCAGGGCAGGGACGAGCACGGCCGACUCCUGCGCAGGACCCUGAUGCGCUACGUCAACCUCACCUCUCUGCUCAUCUUCCGCUCUGUCAGCACGGCCGUCUGCAAGCGCUUCCCAACAAUGGACCACGUGGUCGAAGCAGGGUUCAUGACUCCCGAGGAGAGAAAGAUUUUUGAAAACCUCAAGUCUCCCCAUCUUAAAUAUUGGAUCCCGGUGGCGUGGUUUGUGACCCUGGUGAACAAGGCGCGGAAGGAGGGGCGGAUACAGGACAGCGUGGACCUGCAGACCAUCAUGAUCGAAUUGAAUAAGUUUAGAUCGUGGUGUUCUACCCUAUUUGGUUAUGACUGGGUUGGCAUUCCUCUUGUAUACACACAGGUCGUCACUCUAGCAGUGUACACCUUCUUCUUUGCCUGUCUGAUAGGACGUCAGUUCUUGGACCCCAAGCAAGGCUAUGCAGGUCAUGACCUCGACAUGUACAUCCCUAUCUUCACUCUCCUGCAGUUCUUCUUUUAUGCAGGCUGGCUGAAGGUUGCUGAGCAGCUUAUAAACCCCUUUGGAGAAGAUGACGAUGACUUUGAGAUUAACUGGUGCAUAGACAGAAACCUGCAGGUUUCCCUUCUGGCUGUGGAUGAAAUGCACAUGAACGUGCCGAGGAUGCAGAAGGAUAUCUACUGGAACGACUCGGAUGUGCGUCCGCCGUACACUCUAGCAGCUGCCGAUUACUGCAUUCCAUCAUUCCUGGGCUCCACCAUCGACAUGGGGUAA